AUGGGAGAAGUUGGUAAUAAUAUUGAAGAAUUACCUCUCCAUAACCUUGCCGAUAGUAGCAUCAAAGGCCCUCAGUUACCUCUUCAAGUCAUCACCAUUGCAGCAAGUUCCAUCAGAGAAACGGACAGUGCUGCUACAAGUACAAGCAUGAGAAUUUAUGAUUACCCAGAUAAUACAGAAAGUCGGUCUGAGGUCAACCCACAAGAGGCUUGGCUUCCUAUUACAGAAUCAAGAAAUGGCAAUACUGUUACUUCGUUAGGAAAGUUGCUAGCUAUAUUCCCAGUAAUGUACUUAUCAGGAGGCAUAAGUGUGAUGCUGAUUAUCAAAGGAGCUGGAACCAUAGAACUUUUCUUCAAAAUGAUGUUGGGAGAUGGGGCCGAUGCCAAGUCAUUGUCUGGGGCAGAGUGGUUUUUGAUCUUCACCUGCAUGGCUAUAGGAUUGGCUCAACGGCCUAACUUGAAUUCCAUUGCUGGGUUCUCUCUUAUCGGUGCAGUCACCGCCAUUGGUUACUGUACUCUGAUUUGGGUACUCCCCGUCUCUAAGGGCAGACCUGGUGGUGUUUCUUAUAAUUCAUUGAAGGGGGAAUCUAAUAUGUCUGGAAUGUGUGAUGUCUUGGAUGCAAUUGGAAUAGUUGUGCUUGCAUUCAGGGGUCACAAUCUUGUGCUUGAGAUCCAGGGUACCCUGCCUUCAAGUUCAAAACAUCCAUCAAAAAAGCCAAUGUGGAGAGGAGUGACUAUCUCCUACACAAUAGUAGCCAUGUGUUUAUUUCCUCUUGCAAUAGCUGGAUUCUGGGCUUAUGGAAACAAGGUAAACACAAUCACUUUCUGUUCUACAAUCAAUGUAUUGCAGCAUCACUGGCAAUCUUUUGCAGAUGCUAAUUAUUUGCUACCAUUUUUGGCAGAUACCUUCAGAUGGAGGGAUGUUGACCGCAUUUUUGAAUUCCAUGGACGUGACACUUCAAAAUUUGUGAAGGGCCUGAUCUACUUGCUGGUGGUGAUUAACUGCCUUUGUUCCUUCCAAAUAUAUGCCAUGCCAGUUUUCGACAACCUUGAAUUUAAGUACACUAGCAAGAAGAACAAGCGAUGCCCAUGGUGGAUUCGCACCGGUUUUCGGCUCUUUUUUGGAGGAUUGGCCUUCUUUAUAGCCGUCACUUUUCCAUUUUUACCUAGCUUAGCUGCUUUAUUAGGAGGGAUCACCUUACCCCUUACACUGGCUUAUCCAUGUUUUAUGUGGAUUUCGAUCAAGAAACCCCAUCAAAAUGGGCAUGUUGUCAUGUGGUGUCUUAAUCUAGGACUUGGAUGCUUAGGCAUGGUUCUUAGUGUUCUAUUGGUGGUUGCAGCUGUUCGGAAUUUGGCUACCAAUGGCCUACAUGCCAACUUCUUCAAGCCCAGUUGA
Molecule: messenger RNA, 1395 nt
Organism: Dovyalis caffra
Lineage: Eukaryota; Viridiplantae; Streptophyta; Magnoliopsida; Malpighiales; Salicaceae
Source: the annotation of a GenBank genome assembly